Messenger RNA from Magnolia sinica, 6269 nucleotides. RefSeq names its product sister chromatid cohesion protein SCC2. Gene Ontology annotation, cellular component: Scc2-Scc4 cohesin loading complex. Lineage: Eukaryota; Viridiplantae; Streptophyta; Magnoliopsida; Magnoliales; Magnoliaceae. Gene Ontology annotation, biological process: replication-born double-strand break repair via sister chromatid exchange; regulation of gene expression; establishment of mitotic sister chromatid cohesion. The coding region runs from base 250 to 5565 and encodes 1771 amino acids. The transcript has 28 exons. Gene Ontology annotation, molecular function: chromatin binding. The record is from RefSeq and is a predicted model, not a curated record.
CUAUAUAAACCACCGCCAGGAAGGCAGACCUCUUGCUGAUAAAAAAGAAAUCCAUUUUCCCCGCCAUUUUCCCUGCAUUUUCUCCUCCCAAUUCCUCUCGCUCGUUAGGGCUUUUUCUCUGUUCGAAAUCUCCCUCUCGAAACCCUAACUCUACCCUCAAUUGCCCUAAUUCCGUCCAUUUUCUGUUCGAAUUCGCAGGCCAUGACUGCUGUCAGAUGCUCUGCACUGAUUCUGACCGCCGUCUGAUCUAUGGCGGGUUCCAGUGAUGAGAUUUGUCGAGGUCUCGGCCAUGAGCGGUCUUGCCGGCUAUCAAACACGACGCAUACGGAGGUCGCUCCAUGCCUCCCUCUACCAUCGCUCCCAGUUUUCUGCGGUGCUCCUGAUCGGGAGCUUCGGCUGUUUGAUGAGCCAAGCAGCAGUGCCCGGUCACUGGACCGGCCGGAGAUUGUUGCACAGGCCAGUAGGAUUGCGGAUCUUCUUAGAGACACCGACAUUUCUUACCUGAAUCUUAGGGGUGGAGUAGGCCCUACUCCGUAUAUCUGUUCAGAGCCUUUAAACCUUUAUACCAAAGUUCUACAAUGCAAUUCCGACGCAUUCGGAUACUUCAUUCCAGGUCUUGUCAAAGAGGAGAACUGUCAUGAUUGGGUAUCUGAAAAGAAUUCAUUUCAGCAAAAUGUAACCAUUAUUAGCCACACGCAAAGAGAGUAUGAAGAAGUUAUUGAUCAUUCGAAUGGGAACCUUACUAACGAAACACCUAGUUCAGUUUCUUCAAGAAAACCAAAAAUAAAGAAGAAAGGAAGCAAUGAUGCUUCUUUCCCAAAGGGGCCAGAUUCCCCUGAGCUACAAGAUGGCAUUGUAGGAGGAUUUUGUGAGAUGUUGGAGGAUUUCUGUGGGAGAGCAGAAACCACUAAUGAUGAUCUGGACGAAGGGGAGGGUCCAUCUCUACCUCUAGCUGAUAUUAAAUUGCUUGUAAAUGAAAUAAUGUCCAUCCGUGGAAAGAAAAUCCUACACUUGGUUCCUGUAGAUGCUCUUGUAAGACUUUUAAAUGUUCUAGAUCGCCAGAUUCAUCAAGGACAAGGCUUGUCCAUUGAUGAAAAUGAAAAUUCUGAUUCAGACAUUGUGUCAUUGGUUAUUUGCGCUUUGGAGUCCACUCAUGCAUCUCUAGCAAUUAUGACUCACCAUGACAUGCCAAAGCAGCUCUAUAAAGAAGAAAUCAUUGAAAGAAUUCUAGACUUCUCCAGGCAUCAAAUUAUGGAAAGCAUGCUAGCUUGUGAUCCAUCAUAUCGUGCUCUGCAUAAACCAAGGGAAAAUGACAUAUUUGACGGUGACGAGGAUGAAGAGUUUGAUGCUGAUGUUGGUCCAGUGGGCAAGAGGCGUCGUAAUUUUAGGAGUGUUAAAAUGAAGAAGUCAACAGGGAACAAGGUUACUGCAGCUGUCUAUGCCAUUGUUCAGAAACUUUGCACUAUUCUUGGUUUUAUGAAGGAUCUACUGUCAAUAGAGCGUCUAUCAGAUAGUUGCAUCCUGCAGUUAGUGAAGACAAGCUUUGCGACGUUUCUGGCAGAUAACAUUCAACUCUUACAGUUAAAAGCUAUCAAUUUGAUCUGUGGGGUGUUUGCUUCAUAUGAACAGCAUAGGAAUUUUUUGAUUGAUGAAACAUUUCAGCUCCUUUGGAAGUUACCAUUUUCAAAGCGUGCUAUUAGAUCUUACCAUCUUCCUGAUGAAGAACAGAGGCAGAUUCAGAUGAUAACUGCCUUGCUGAUUCAGCUGGUUCAAUGUAGCGCAAAUCUUCCUAAAGCAUUAGGACAAACAUUAGAUGGUAAUUCCAUCCUAGAGGUCUCAGUUGAUGCCAACUACCCAAUUAAAUGCCACGAUGCUGCUACUGAGGCAUGUUGUAUCUUCUGGACGGGUGUUCUUCAGCGAUUUACAGCUGUGAAAUCUCAAGAUGUGUCUGAGUUAAAAGUGAUAAUGGAGAACCUUGUUAUGGAUUUGUUGACAACAUUGAACUUACCUGAGUAUCCUGCUUCUGCUCUUAUACUUGAGGUUCUUUGCGUCUUACUGCUCCAGAAUGCUGGUUUGAAAUCUAAAGACAUUUCUGCUCGUUGCAUGGGUAUUGACCUUCUUGGAACAGUUGCUGCAAGGUUGAAACGUGAUGCUGUCCUUCGCAGCAGUGAUAAAUUUUGGAUUUUACUGGAGGUGGUUGGUGAACAUUCUGAUGUGUCCACUAAUCCUAGAGAUGUAUGCUCUAUUUGUCUUGAUGGGAGAGGUGGAAAAAAUUUGAUCGUUUGUCAAGGUUGUGAGAGAUGCUUUCAUGCAGAUUGCACAGGAGCUACAGGACAAGAAGUUCUGCCCCGUGGUUGGUCUUGUCAACUUUGUCUCUGUAAGAAGCAACUUACUGUUCUACAAUCAUUUUGCAAGUCACACUGCAACGUUUCUGCAUCAAAGAAUCAGACUGUAACACAGAGUGCAUCUGAAGCAUCAGAUGGGAUUACCAGAUUGGAAGUUGUUCAACAAAUGCUUUUGAAUUAUCUGCAGGAAGCUGGUUCUACAGAUGAUGGGCACCUGUUUGCUCGCUGGUUUUAUCUGUGCCUAUGGUACAAAGAUGAUCCCAAAGCUCAAGAGAAAUUCACUUACUAUAUUGCUAGACUGAAAUCAAAAGCAAUUGUCCGGGAUUUUGGGACUAUUUCGUCAUUACUGACGAGAGAAUCAGCUAAAAGAAUAUCCUUAGCAUUGGGGCAAAACAAUUCCUUUUCGAGGGGAUUUGAUAAAAUUCUCUAUGUGCUUCUGGCCAGUUUAAGAGAGAGUUCUCCUGUACUAAGGGCCAAAGCUUUACGAGCAGUUAGUGUGAUAGUUGAAGCCGAUCCUGAGUUUUUAUGUGAAAAAAAUGUCCAAAGUGCUGUUGAGGGAAGGUUUUGUGACUCUGCAAUCUCUGUAAGAGAAGCUGCUUUGGAACUUGUUGGUAGGCAUAUUGCCUCGCAUCCUGAUGUUGGUUUGAAGUAUUUUGAAAAGGUUGCUGAACGAAUAAAGGAUACUGGAGUGAGUGUUCGCAAACGAGCUAUCAAAAUUAUCCGGGACAUGUGCACUUCAAAUGCUAACUUUUCGGAAUCCACGAAUGCUUGCAUUGAGAUCGUUUCUCGUGUCAACGAUGAAGAAACUAGCAUACAGGACCUUGUCUGCAAAACGUUUUAUGAAUUCUGGUUUGAGGAGCCUUCUGGUGCCCAGACUCAGUUUGCUGGAGAUGGUAGUUCUGUGCCUUUAGAGGUGGCAAAGAAGACGGAGCAGGUUGUUGAGGUGUUGAGAAGGAUGCCUAACCAUCAACUUCUCGUCACUGUCAUAAGGCGCAACUUGACACUUGAUUUUUUUCCACAAUCAGUCAAAGCAGUUGGGAUCAAUGCAGUAUCACUGGCAUCUGUACGCAGGCGCUGUGAACUAAUGUGCAAAUGCUUAUUGGAAAGAAUAUUGCAGGUAGAUGAAACAAUUAAUGAAGAAGUGGAGGUGCGGGCACUUCCCUACGUGCUGGCUUUGCAUGCAUUCUGUAUUGUGGAUCCAACCCUUUGUGCUCCUGCAUCUGAUCCAUCACAGUUUGUCGUGACUCUCCAGCCAUACCUUAAAAGCCAGGUGGACAAUAGAGUGGUGGCACAAUUGCUUGAAAGUAUAAUCUUUAUAAUUGAUGUUGUUCUGCCAUUGCUUCGAAAGCCUCCAACAAGCGUUAUUGAAGAACUUGAACAAGACUUGAAACAUAUGAUUGUUCGGCAUUCUUUCCUAACUGUCGUGCAUGCUUGCAUCAGGUGCCUUUGUUCACUAAGCAAAAUCGCUGGAAAGGGGGCGACCCUUGUCGAGUAUCUCAUUCAGGUUUUCUUCAAACGUUUGGAGAGCCUUGGAGCUGAUAACAAACAGCAAGUGGGACGGUCCCUUUUUUGUCUUGGACUUCUUGUCCGCUAUGGCAACGAGUUGAUGGUCACCUGUGAUAACCACAAUUUAACUGCUCUUAAGAGUGUCUCCUUGCUUAAAAACUAUCUUCGUGAGGAAGAUUUUAGCAUAAAGGUCCGAUCUUUGCAGGCACUCGGGUUUGUUUUAAUAGCGAGGCCUGAGUAUAUGUUGGAAAAGGAUAUAGGAAAAAUAUUAGAGGCCACUCUGUCUUCUAGUUCUGAUGCUCGGCUUAAGAUGCAAUCACUGCAAAACCUUUACGAAUAUCUUCUUGAUACGGAAAGUCAAAUGGAAACUGAGCAUGCCAGUAAUACUGUAACCCAUUAUCCUGAAGAAACUGGACAGAGAGUACCUGUUGCUGCCGGUGCAGGUGACACUAACAUCUGUGGAGGAAUAAUUCAAUUGUAUUGGAGUAACAUCUUAGGAAGAUGCCUAGAUGCAAAUGACCAAGUUCGCCAGUCUGCCCUUAAGAUUGUAGAAGUUGUACUGCGUCAAGGUCUGGUUCACCCAAUUACAGCAGUUCCAUACCUUAUAGCUCUUGAAACUGAUCCGCAAGAGGUCAAUUCAAAGUUGGCGCAUCACUUGCUAAUGAACAUGAAUGAGAAGUAUCCUGCUUUCUUUGAAAGCCGAUUGGGCGAUGGCCUUCAGAUGUCAUUUGGUUUCAUCCAAUCCCUUGCUAGCUUUUCUGUUGAAUCAUCCAACCAAAAUAAGGUACCUGGAAAUGUGAAAGGGAAAUCUGAUAGCAGCAUUUUUGCUCAUUCAAGGCUUGGGAUUUCUCGAAUCUACAGGCUUAUUCGGGGAAAUCGUGUCUCAAGAAACAAAUUUAUGUCGUCUGUCGUACGCAAAUUUGAUUCAGGAAGCUCGAACCAAUCAUUCACUCCCUUCCUUGUAUACUGCACUGAAAUUCUUGCUUCCCUUCCAUUCACGUUACCCGAUGAGCCUCUUUACUUGAUCUACACAAUAAAUCGAAUCAUACAAGUUAGAGCUGGUGCACUUGAAUCAGAAAUGAAAGCCUUGUGUUCCCGCUCCUUGCAAGGGGAUGCGACAAAAAUAUCUCAAGAAAAUGGUGUGGUUCAGGACAUGGGAGCACUCAGCAUCUGUGAUAGCAAUCACACAGAGGUUGCAAUGAUGCAUGCCAUGAAUUCAAUUGAUUCUUGUGGCAUUUCCAGAGAAGAUCUGCAAAAAUUUCAGGAUGCUUGUCAUGCUGCAAUAGCUUUGCAACUUCUUUUGAAGCUAAAGAGACACUUAAAAAUUGUCUACAACCUAAAUGAUGCACGCUGUCAGGCUUUUUCUCCAAACGAGCCUCUAAAGUCAGGAGAGACUCUCUCCAGGCAAAGCAUUCCCUUUAACAUCAACGGAACUCCGAUCAGUUUGCCAACCACAUACAAAGAGAUGACUGAAAAAUACCAGGACUUCAAGGCAUCUCUGAAGGAAGACACCAUAGAUUACUCUGCCUAUACGGCUAAUAUCAAAAGGAAGCGUCCGCCUCCCAGAAGUUCAAGAGGUGGGAAAUCCAUCCGUGAAACAGGUGAUGAUGAAGAGGAUGACGACGAUGAUGGAGAUUGGACCAGUGGGUCUCGGAGGCUUAGUGGUGGUGGCCAGAAAAGCAAUGGUGGCAGGAGGACCCGGCAACGGUUAUAGGUAAACAAAUAGCUAAUCUGUACAUUAUCUUCGCAGUUGUAGGACGUAGGGGAAAUGAAAUUGAGAAAUAUAGGGAAAAGAGGGGGGGAAGGAAAAUAGCUCCUACUUUAGUGGAGCUGUAUCCAUUCUGUAUUUCAUGUGUGUGUGGCAGUGCCUCCAUACAAAUCAUAUUCCACUUCCCUUUUUAAAUGAAAUCCAUUUUCAUCAUAUAUUAGAGGCUUGUGUGUAUCUUCAUUAGAGUUACUGCUGGCACAGGUAGGUCAGAAUCACAUGUAUAGGGUAAGGUCUUUUGGCAUAUUCCUUUUAACCAUUGGAAACAAAGAAAAUAGCUUCUGGUUUCUGUUGUUGGUUGCAUUUUCUUCCAUUUGUUCUGUAUACUUUGUAUAGUAAUACAGUCGAACCUGGGAGAGCAGAGGGCGUGGAUAGAUAUCACUCGAAUUAAGGAAGUCAUGUCAGGUCAGAAAAGUGUAUUUCAACUUUUGAAAUAAUUGUCAAAUUGCAUUGAACAAUGGCUGGCACCAAUACUGCUACUAAAUAGGGCAAUGGAGGCCAUCCUAUCCUGUCUGGUUACUCUUUUGUUUCUCAUUCCUCGUGGUUGUUGACAGCUGGAUCAAAUGUGACACGUUACCUUUCCACCUUUGCGAUUCUUUAGAUUCUUUAUUCUAUUGAAGAGUGAUUUUUAUUUAUAGAGAUGCUUAAUGACU